GAUCUUUGUACUACAAUACGAGUUAGUGUUGAGCGUUACAGUGAUGCACCAAGUAUAACACCAUUCAGUAAUACUUGCCAAGAAUUGAAGAGGUUAUUAGAGAAAUGUGGCAAUGAGGUAGAUAUUGCCCUAGGAAAUCAUUCUGAUUUGACAAAGAGCAUAGAGAUAUCAAGAAAACUUUACUAUGAAUGCACUGCAUGUGAUGGAUAUGAGCCUCAUUACAUUUCUCCUGCUUCGGGUCAGACGGCUAACUUGCCUUUUUGUUGUCAGAAAAGGAAAAAUUAUCGACAACCGACUCCUGAAGAAUCUUAUUGGUUUCCCGAAGAAGAGCAGACAGCUGAAAAUGUACCUGUCACUAUCAGUGAAAAAGAUAUGGUGGUAAUAUCGAAGAGAGUUGGUGACAAAGCUGCUACUCUUGCUGCAUGCCUGGAUAUGCUUCAAAAGUUUAAGGCUCUCCAGCAAAAUCCAGCAUAUAGUAAUGAUCCAAUGCUUCAUUUGCUUUAUGAGUGGAAAAUUGGUGGUGGAUGUAGAGAAGAUUUGAUCGAAGCUCUUAAAUGUGCUGAUCUUCAUCAGCUAGCUGAUCAAGUUAAAGUCUCUGACUAUAGACCUGCCAGUCGUAGACCUUCUGUUGUUAAUGUCCGCCAGCCAACAAAUGAACAGUGUUCUGAUUUUGAACGUUCUCAAGAAAUUGAAGCCAAGAUUAAUAAUUUAAUCUUUGAAAUUGCUGAAGCACAAGUUAAAAAUACACGAGAUUCUGAUCAACUUACUGAUUCAUAUAUUAACCAAAGACAUCAAGAAAUUCCUGAAGCUUCUAGGGAUAUAGAAGAUGAUGACUUGUUGCGUUCAUCUAAUUUUUUUAAUGCUAAAAAAAUCAAAAAAUUUGUCGAGAUUUAUGAUGAUGAUUCAGGGUAUCUUCAGUCAGUAAUGAAUAAAUACCGACAUAAACGUAGUGAUACACAAACCAUUGCAAUUCAAGUUCUUCGUGCUAUGGUUAGAAAAAAUCCUAGCAUUACUAAAAAAGAUCUGGAAAAGAGACUCCAUCUAAUGAAAUUUGAAGAAGCUGCUAUUAAUCUGUCAGAGCCUUCUCAGCUUGCUCAGGCUACUCAUGCAACUUCUGCUCAAGCUACUCCUCAGGCUACUCAGACAGAUCAAUCUAACACAAAAUGCUUUGUAUUAUGAACAAUCUUUAGUGAAAGCAUAUUUAGUGUGAAAGCAUAUUUAGUAUAAACUUAACUGAUAAUUAUUAUAGAUGAUUAUAAACUUUUUACUAUUAUCUACUCUAGUUAA
Molecule: messenger RNA, 1287 nt
Organism: Amphimedon queenslandica
Lineage: Eukaryota; Metazoa; Porifera; Demospongiae; Haplosclerida; Niphatidae
Exons: 8
Coding region: 373-1179 (268 amino acids)
Source: RefSeq, a predicted model, not a curated record